GGCGGGGCACGUUCGUGGUUACGUCACUCGAACGUAUAAAUAAAGGGCAAGCCGCCGGUUCUCCGAGCGACGCUUCGUGUUUAUAUUUUUGUGGGUGACUGAGACGUGAAAACACGACACCUGAGGGCGCUACCAUACAGGUGCAAUGGCACGUACAAAGCAGACAGCAAGGAAAUCUACCGGAGGAAAAGCUCCGAGGAAGCAGCUGGCCACUAAAGCUGCACGCAAAAGUGCGCCAUCUACCGGCGGAGUGAAGAAACCCCACCGAUACCGCCCCGGUACCGUGGCUCUUCGAGAGAUCCGUCGGUACCAAAAAUCCACCGAGCUGCUGAUCCGCAAGCUGCCCUUCCAGCGCCUGGUGAGGGAAAUCGCCCAGGACUUCAAGACCGAUCUCCGCUUCCAGAGCGCUGCCAUCGGGGCCCUGCAGGAGGCAAGUGAGGCAUACCUGGUGGGUCUCUUUGAGGACACCAACUUGUGUGCCAUCCACGCCAAGCGCGUGACCAUCAUGCCCAAGGACAUCCAGCUUGCCCGGCGAAUCCGUGGCGAACGUGCUUAAACAACCUGCUCUCUAUCUGUAUUUUUAAUAAUUUUUUUGGAAGGGGAGGGGGGGCAGGAUCCAGGGCUGGUUCUUACUCUUGACUACAUGCUCGUUAUAGUUUUAAGCUUACUUUUGUACUUUUUCUUUUAUUUGAGUAGUGACGGUAGGGGAGGGGGUCAUCGUGUGGUUCUUGGGUGCGGCAGUAAGGGGUGGCGUCAGAACAUUCCGGGAGCUCCUCUCAGGGUUUUAAAGUUUGUAUUUUAGACUUUGGUAUACCUCUUACCUGUGCGCUCUAGUCUGCAUGCUACAUGGUGAAUUUAUUAGGAUGUGUCCAUUUUAUUUUUCUCUUUCAUUGUGGCCAUCUGGUUGUAAAUAAACUUUCCACUACCUCA
This is a messenger RNA of Tachysurus vachellii, 930 nucleotides long. RefSeq names its product H3 histone, family 3D (gene h3f3d). The record is from RefSeq and is a predicted model, not a curated record. Gene Ontology annotation, molecular function: DNA binding; structural constituent of chromatin; protein heterodimerization activity. NCBI's taxonomy places the organism in Eukaryota, Metazoa, Chordata, Actinopteri, Siluriformes, Bagridae. Gene Ontology annotation, cellular component: nucleosome. The coding region runs from base 146 to 556 and encodes 136 amino acids. The transcript is spliced from 4 exons.